Messenger RNA from Penicillium subrubescens, 531 nucleotides. RefSeq lists its product as uncharacterized. The record is from RefSeq and is a predicted model, not a curated record. The transcript has a single exon. Bases 1 to 531 code for a protein of 176 amino acids. Lineage: Eukaryota; Fungi; Ascomycota; Eurotiomycetes; Eurotiales; Aspergillaceae.
AUGUCCCUACAAUUGCUUGCGCUUCCACCCUUUGGAAUCGGUUGGCCUGCCCGAUGCCUUUAUCCCUUGCAAGCAUGCAUCCGGACACCAGGGGCCAAGCCUACCACCGUGGAUAAAUCAAACAACAGCAUAAAAUACAGACAUCGAGACAGCGGCAGCGCAAACAAUGCGGGGGACCAGAACUAUACAUCGGGUAGAGGCGCCGAAAGCAGCUCAUCCGGAAAUCGCGACGAUAACGACAUACCCUCAGACAACAACGGCGGCACACCCGUGUCAAACUCGUCGCGAUCGCAACCACCUGGAGACACGGACCCCAAAAACCUGCAGUCGCCCCAACGCUCGUCUAACGAGCCCUCAGACCCGCUUAGCCUCGACACGCUCUCCUUCACUCUUUUCUCACAGCCCUUUCGGACACGCUUCAAGUUCUCCAUACCAUCAUUCUCUCAACAUUUCGAUGCACAAUGGCCGUUGAAGUAUAUCACCUUCGGUCCCUACUCCCCUCCACACCUGGAGCGCCAAGCACGCGACUGA